AUGUCUCGAUCUUGGAGUUAUGCCGAUAGCACAUCAAGCAAAGAGGUUGCACCUCUUAGUCCUCAAAGCACUUCAGAUGUAGUUCCAGCGAAGGCUCAUAUGGGAGAUGCUCUCUCCUCACUGUUCACAAGCGGGAAAUACAGUGAUCUCGUGAUUAGAUGUCGAGGGAAGAGAUGGAAUGUCCAUAGACUCGUGGUUUGUAUGCAAUCCAGGCCAAUAGCGGCUGCUCUAGAUGGAGGCUUCAAAGAAGCUAGUACUGGAGAGUUUACGCUUGAGGAGGAUGACCCCGAGACCGUGCAGCUAAUGUUGAAGUUCAUGUAUACUGGUAUUUUGGACAUCGAAGUUCCAACUCCACCCAUUACCCAGACGACAGAGACGAAGCCCUCCACGAGUGGAUUUCCAUACUCCAACGACACACAAUGCACCUCAAAUUGUCCUCCGCGACACGGUGCACCAAUUCUUUCCCAUUUGCAACCAGUCUCGUACUACCCGUCACAGCCAUACAUCUCCAGCGCCUCAUAUGGAUUUGGACCAUUCAACCCGCCCUCCUACGGCGGUGGUAUUGUGACCAACAGCAUAGCGACACAGCACAAUAAUAUCUUUGGGUUUAACUCACAGACGGGGUCGGUAGUGGGUUUCAAUCCUCGUCCUGCCGCAGUAUCUUAUGUCGGAACACCUCCAAUCCUUAACAUGACGACCAAUCCGCCUGUUACUUCUUCAAACCCAAUCUACGUUGGGCCGAAGAACGGAACCUCAUCUACACCUACUCCCUCAGCAGAGCCGGACGCCGACGCUCUAUCCAAAGGCCUCCUAGCUGCAGCCGAAGUCUACGUCCUCGCAGAUAAAUACGACGUCUCCGCCCUGAAGUCUCUCGCUUGCGACAGAUACAAAGCGCUCAGUGGUACAUACUGGGAUAGCGAGGAGUUCAUCGAAAGUCUAAGCAUAGUUUUCGACGGAACUCCGGAUAUGAACGAGAGGGACAUGCUCAGAGCAGCGGCUCUCGACACGGCUGUGGCACACGCGAAGGAAUUGUUGGAUAAGGAGAGCUUCCAGGAACUGUGUCAAUACAGGGGAGACAUUGCUACUGCUGUUCUUAUCGCUUCUGUGGACAAGCCAAAUUCGACCAGGCAGAGUUUGUCACAGUGGGACUCGUUCGGCGAUGUAGUUCCAUGCGGUUUCGAUAAUUUUCCUGAUUUUACAUGA
This is a messenger RNA of Mollisia scopiformis, 1203 nucleotides long. RefSeq lists its product as uncharacterized. The record is from RefSeq and is a predicted model, not a curated record. The transcript has 4 exons. Bases 1 to 1203 code for a protein of 400 amino acids. Gene Ontology annotation, molecular function: protein binding. NCBI's taxonomy places the organism in Eukaryota, Fungi, Ascomycota, Leotiomycetes, Helotiales, Mollisiaceae.